Molecule: messenger RNA, 2535 nt
Organism: Erigeron canadensis
Lineage: Eukaryota; Viridiplantae; Streptophyta; Magnoliopsida; Asterales; Asteraceae
Product: chloride channel protein CLC-a-like
Exons: 6
Coding region: 1-2355 (784 amino acids)
Biological process (GO): transmembrane transport; chloride transport
Cellular component (GO): intracellular membrane-bounded organelle; plant-type vacuole membrane
Molecular function (GO): nitrate:proton symporter activity; voltage-gated chloride channel activity
Source: RefSeq, a predicted model, not a curated record
AUGAAAGAAGAAUCAAACGUAUCAGAAGAAAUAUGCACCAACCACAUGGAAGCACAAACAGUAAAACAUGAAAGAGAAUCAACUAACGAUUUUGUCCAUGAGCCACUCCUCAAGAGAAAUCAUACCCUCCCUUCUAGUCAACAUGCCGUCAUUGGAUCCAAAGUUUCUCAUAUCGAAAGCUUGGAUUAUGAGAUCAACGAGAAUGAUCUUUUCAAACAGGAAUGGAGAAGCAGAUCGGAAGUCCAAGCCCUGCAGUAUUUAUCAUGGAAAUGGUCGCAGGCCUUCCUGGUUGGUCUUCUAACCGGUAUCACAGCCACUCUCAUCAAUAUUGCUGUUGAGAACAUUGCAGGCUACAAACUCCUGGCUGUGUUUCACUACAUACAGGAAAAGAGAUACAUGAUGGGGUUCUUCUUCAUAACUGGGGUCAACUUACUAUUGACACUGGUUGCAACUGUUUUGUGUACGUUUUUUGCACCUACUGCAGCUGGGCCUGGUGCUCCUGAAAUCAAAGCUUACCUUAAUGGGGUAGACACCCCCAAAAUGUAUGGUGCUACAACAAUGUUUGUUAAGAUCAUUGGAACCAUAGGAGCCGUUUCUGCAGGCUUGGACCUAGGGAAAGAAGGUCCGCUGAUUCACAUUGGUGCUUGCAUUGCUUCAUUAAUAGGCCAAGGUGGGCCAGAUAACUACCAGAUAAAAUGGCGUUGGAUGCGUUACUUCAACAACGAUAGGGACCGCCGAGAUAUUAUCACCUAUGGAGCCUCCUCAGGGGUAUGUGCCGCCUUUCGUGCACCGGUUGGUGGUGUCUUGUUUUCACUUGAGGAGGUGGCAACAUGGUGGAGAAAUGCUCUUCUUUGGAGAACUUUUUUCAGCACGGCAGUUGUGGUCGUAGUGCUUAGAGCCUCCAUGGAGUAUUGUAAAGCCGGAGACUGUGGACUUUUUGGAGAAGGAGGAUUGAUCAUGUUUGAUGUUAGUGGAGUCUCGGUGAGGUAUCAUGUUGUUGAUCUCAUUCCAAUUAUCAUAAUUGGAAUCAUUGGUGGAGUUCUCGGAAGCCUAUAUAACUACCUUCUUCAGAAGAUUCUCAGGCUCUACAAUCUUGUUAACGCAAAAGGGAGAUUCGCAAAGAUAUUACUAAGUCUCACCGUUGCUUUAUUUACGUCUGCAUGCCAGUAUGGACUCCCAUUCCUUGUAAGUUGUAAGCCAUGUGAUUUAUCCCUCGUAAACUCCGAAUGCCCUAAUACUGGACGAAUGGGGAACUUUAAGCAAUUCAAUUGCCCAAAAGGACAUUAUAACGAUCUAGCAACUCUUCUCCUCACAACCAAUGAUGAUGCUGUACGAAAUAUCUUCUCCGUCAAUACUUCAACACAAUACCAUACAACCUCCUUAAUCAUUUUCUUCACAGUUUAUUGCAUACUAGGAAUCGUCACAUUCGGGAUUGCAGUUCCCACGGGCCUUUUCCUCCCUAUCCUCCUGAUGGGGUCUGCCUAUGGCCGUAUGCUUGGAAUUGCAAUGGAGCCAUACACAAAGAUUGACCAAGGGUUGUUUGCGGUUUUAGGUGCAGCUUCUUUAAUGGCUGGUUCAAUGAGGAUGACGGUUUCCAUUUGUGUCAUAUUUCUUGAAUUAACCAAUAAUCUUCUUCUACUUCCCAUAACCAUGCUUGUUCUUCUAAUUGCAAAAAGUAUCGGAGACUGCUUCAAUCCGAGCAUCUAUGAGAUUAUACUGGAAUUAAAAGGGCUGCCUUUCUUGGAAGCCCACCCUAAACCAUGGAUGAGAAAUAUUACUGUCGGUGACCUGGCAUCAGUUAAGCCACCAGUAGUUUCUCUUUCUGGAAUCGAGACUGUAGGUCACAUAGUAGAGGUUUUAAGAAACACCACACAUAAUGGUUUCCCUGUAGUAGAUAAUAAAACUGUGCCACAUGUGGGCCAGGUGAAUGAAGUGCAUGGAAUUGUUUUAAGAGCUCACCUGGUGUUGGUGUUGAAGAAAAAAUGGUUCCUGAAAGAGGAAAGGAGAUCUGAAGAGUGGGAAAUAAGAGAAAAGAUUAGUUGCGUUGAUGUGGCAGAAAGGUGUAGAAAGAUGGAUGAGGUGGUGGUGACAAAGGAAGAAAUGCAAAUGUAUGUUGACUUGCAUCCACUUACCAACACAACCCCUUACACAGUGAUUGAGACAAUGUCAGUUGCAAAAGCUAUGGUGCAAUUCAGGGAGGUAGGGAUCCGCCAUAUGCUUGUCUUACCAAAGUACCAUGGGCCAGCGGUACCACCAUUGGUAGGGAUCUUGACCAGGCAAGACUUGAGAGCCCAAAACAUUUUGAGUGUUCUUCCUCAUUUGGAAAAAUCCCAGGCAAGUAAAAGAAGACAAUAAACUUCUACAGACAGACUACCGAACUUUAAUUAGAUCCAUGUAUUUGUUGUACUCUUCAAUUUCAGAAUUAAAUUCUUGUAUAAAUAUGUAAAUCAGAAAAUAGGAUAUCACGAAAAGGUCAAGACAAUGUUCAUUAUUAAUGCUCAAGAAGACAAAAACUACAUUGUUCAGUCAGUCAUA